AGAAUCCUGGUCCUUAUGAAUUUGGUGAACUUCCAAAAACAAAAAAUAUAGAGGGAAAAAAUCAACAUACAAAAAAAUGGAAAGAACUAACUAAAGAUAUCGAAGAUCAAAUUUUGUCAAAAGAUCAAAUAUUAAUUAAAUAUAAUAGCGAGAUUAAAACAUUAACAGCAACAACGAAAGGAAUUGAAGAUAUUUAUAAUGCUUUUCAAAAUAAAAAUAAAAAACCAACAUAUCUGAGAUGUUGGAAGUCAUGCAAUAUUUAUAUUUAUGGAACACCUAGAACUGGUAAAUCAUAUUUAGCUCAAAUAUUAUUUCCAGAUGCAUAUAAUAAAUCAAAUGAAGAUGGAAAAUGGUAUCCCAAAUUUAAUAAAAAUAAUGAACAUGAUGUAGUAAUUUAUAAUGAAUUUUCAGGAAGUGAUUAUAAAUUCCAACGGGUUUUAAAUUUACUAGAUAGAAGAGAGUUUUCUGUUCAAUAUAAAGGAGGAAAUAUAAACUAUGCUCCAAAAGUUCAAGUCUUUACAGCAAAUUCAUCACUAAGAGAACAAUAUAUUUAUUAUGAAGAUAUGCCAUAUUUUCAAUAUAGUAAUGAAUAUAAAGUACCAAAUAAAAAAUUUUAUUCAGCUAUAAGUGAACGAUUUGAUUUUAUAAUUGAAUAUUUUAAAUUUAGAGAUGAUAACAAACAACCUUGUAAUGAAGAAUGCUUAUGUUGUAAAGUUCGUAGAAUAUUUCAUCAAGGAUCAUAUGAUGAUUUUAUAAAUCUUAAAUUUGAUAUAGAAUUUGGUGGAGAUAUAACUAUUGAAAAAGCUGAGGAGAUUGUUUAUUUUGACAAUGGAAAUAUAUUAUUUAAAGAUGAAAGAAAAGAAAUAAUUUUUUUUCGAAAAAAUUUUGGAUCUGAUAUUACACAGUAUAUAUUAUCAAAUCAUGAAAUAAUUAAUGGAAAUCAUACAGAUAUAAUUCAAUAUCCGAGAGUUGUAAAAAAAUUAAUAUUAAAAAAUCAACCUAUAGAAUAUAAAGAAAUUAUAUUUAAUCGCAAAAAUUCAUCUUUAAAAUCAGAUGAUUCAAGUUAUACUAAGAAAAAAAAGAAAGGAAAGUUUAGAGCAGUUAAUAAUUCAGAUACUGAAAAUUUAAAAGCUGAUAUUGAACAAGCGAGAAUUCAAAGAAAUUAUGAGGAAUUAAAUAAAAAUAAUAUCAAACAAGAUAUUAUAACUAAUGAAGAUUUGCAAGAAGAUUUUCAAGAAGAGAUAGUUGAUAAUUCAGAUACUGAAAAUUUAAAAGCUGAUAUUGAACAAGCGAGAAUUCAAAAAAAUUAUGAGAAAUUAAAUAUAUUAGAAGAAAAAAUAUAUCAUGA
Molecule: messenger RNA, 1348 nt
Organism: Dentiscutata erythropus
Lineage: Eukaryota; Fungi; Glomeromycota; Glomeromycetes; Diversisporales; Gigasporaceae
Source: the annotation of a GenBank genome assembly